GUGGCGGCGGCUCUCGGUGUUGUUCGCUCGCGCGUCGAGCACACGGUGGGUCCGGCGACCGGCGGGCGCCGCAGGCGGCGUUCCCAGAAGCCCGGUGCCUCGGCCGCCGCCCGGAGCGGAUUCCACGUAGGAGCCUGUCGCUCCUGGAGGCUCUAGGUGGAGUCCCGGGAGCUGAGGGGGACCGGCGACCGCCACCGAAGCAUGAAGACGGGGUAAGGCAAGAGCCCCCCAUGAUUUCACGCUUGUUGCCAUAACCCUCUUGAUAAAACGGAAUUGCACAUAGGCAUUGCAGAGGCAGUGGUUUUAAGGUAAGAAUUAAAAGGAGAACCAGAAGAGGAAUGCUGAAGGUGUCGUCAGAAAGGAUAUCAUAUGUUGAACUCCAAUACGGCUGUUCUUUUGGGACCAGGAGGUGAACUGGCACAGAGGUUGAUCUCAAGAUGCCAUUAGUGAAAAGAAACAUUGACCCUAGGCACUUGUGCCACACAGCACUGCCUAGAGGCAUUAAGAAUGAACUAGAAUGUGUAACCAAUAUUUCCUUGGCAAAUAUAAUUAGACAACUAAGUAGCCUAAGUAAAUAUGCUGAAGAUAUAUUUGGAGAAUUGUUCAAUGAAGCACAUAGUUUUUCCUUCAGAGUUAACUCAUUACAAGAACGUGUGGACCGUUUAUCUGUUAGUGUUACACAGCUUGACCCUAAAGAAGAAGAGUUGUCUUUGCAAGAUAUAACAAUGAGGAAAGCUUUCCGGAGUUCUACAAUUCAAGAUCAGCAGCUUUUCGACCGCAAGACUUUGCCCAUCCCGUUACAGGAGACCUACGAUGUUUGCGAACAGCCGCCGCCUCUCAAUAUACUCACUCCCUAUAGAGAUGAUGGUAAAGAAGGUUUAAAGUUUUAUACCAAUCCUUCGUAUUUCUUUGAUCUAUGGAAAGAAAAAAUGUUGCAAGAUACAGAGGAUAAGAGGAAGGAAAAGAGGAAACAGAAGGUAUUACAAGAGAUUCAAAAAAUUGAACAGAAAAAUCUAGAUCGUCCUCAUGAACCAGAAAAAGUGCCAAGAGCGCCUCAUGACAGGCGGAGAGAAUGGCAGAAGCUGGCCCAAGGUCCAGAGCUGGCUGAAGAUGAUGCUAAUCUCUUACAUAAGCAUAUUGAAGUUGCUAAUGGCCCAGCCUCUCAUUUUGAAACAAGACCUCAGACGUAUGUGGACCAUAUGGAUGGCUCUUACUCACUUUCCGCCUUGCCAUUUAGUCAGAUGAGUGAGCUUCUGACUAGAGCUGAGGAAAGGGUCCUAGUCAGACCCCACGAACCUCCCCCACCUCCACCAAUGCAUGGAGCAGGGGAUGCCAAACCCAUACCCACCUGUAUCAGUUCUGCUACAGGUUUGAUAGAAAAUCGCCCUCAGUCACCAGCUACAGGCAGGACACCUGUGUUUGUGAGCCCAACCCCCCCACCUCCUCCUCCACCUCUUCCAUCUGCCUUGUCAACUUCUUCAUUAAGAGCUUCAAUGACUUCAACUCCUCCCCCACCAGUACCUCCCCCACCUCCACCUCCAGCCACCGCUCUGCAAGCUCCAGCAGUGCCACCACCUCCAGCUCCUCUUCAGAUCGCCCCUGGAGUUCUCCACCCAGCUCCUCCUCCAAUCGCACCUCCUCUAGUACAGCCCUCCCCGCCAGUAGCUAGGGCUGCCCCAGUGUGUGAGACUGUACCAGUUCAUCCACUCCCACAAGGUGAAGUCCAGGGGCUGCCUCCACCCCCACCACCGCCUCCUCUGCCUCCACCUGGCAUUCGACCAUCAUCACCUGUCACAGUUGCAGCUCUUACUCAUCCUCCCUCUGGGCUACAUCCAGCUCCAUCUGCUGCCCCAGGUCCCCAUGUUCCAUUAAUGCCUCCAUCUCCCCCAUCACAAGUUAUACCUGCUUCUGAGCCAAAGCGCCAUCCGUCAACUCUACCUGUGAUCAGUGACGCCAGGAGCGUACUUCUGGAAGCAAUACGGAAAGGUAUUCAGCUACGCAAAGUAGAAGAGCAACGUGAACAGGAAGCUAAACACGAGCGCAUUGAAAAUGACGUUGCCACCAUCCUGUCUCGCCGUAUUGCUGUGGAGUAUAGUGAUUCAGAAGAUGAUUCAGAAUUUGAUGAAGUAGAUUGGUUGGAGUAAGAAAAAUGCAUUGAUAAAUAUUACAAAACUGAAUGCAAAUGUCCUUUGUGGUGCUCGUUCUUUGAAAAUGUUUGGUCAUUCCAGUGUUCUGCUUUCUUUUCCUUAUGAUAAAUAACCCUUUUCCUCCAUAAUUUUUGAUUUCUAAGAAAAAUAUUAGCGUACAUUUCAAACUAAAUGUUUUACAGUGGCUUAUCUUUUUUAUUUUUCCCUGAAAAGAUAAUUUGGUCAAAUAAACCACUAAGUAUUAAGCAUGGACAGCUGUUGUUAGAGUAGCAGAUUCAGUUUUUUGAUAUAUCUUAAUUGUGCACUUUGUGAAUUUUAAUUUAAAGAAAGCAACUGAGACUGAAAUCUUGAGGGCAGCUGUAUCUAUUAAUGAGCCUUAUUCCAUUUCCUGAUGUUUUAAAAGAAGAAACACUGCCUUGAUUAUAUGAAUACACUCAGAAAGUACAUUUAGCUAGUAGUAUUGAAUUCUCUUAAAGGAAUGCUUGAAUUUUUUUUAAUUAUUGUUUUACCGUUUUUAAAUACCUGCCUUAUUUGAAUGUUUAGCAGUACCCCCUUCCCACUUAUAUAUUGUGUGGUACGAUUUUGCUUGCCUGUAAGAGUUUUAAAAAUUUCCGUGUGAAAUACUCUGACAUAAACAUAUAUGUAACUUACAUUAACUGUUAAGAAUAACAGUCCGAUUUAAUAAAUGGUUCAUUUUAAAGGUU
Molecule: messenger RNA, 2851 nt
Organism: Ailuropoda melanoleuca (giant panda)
Lineage: Eukaryota; Metazoa; Chordata; Mammalia; Carnivora; Ursidae
Gene: WASF1
Product: WASP family member 1
Exons: 11
Coding region: 438-2144 (568 amino acids)
Biological process (GO): actin cytoskeleton organization; positive regulation of Arp2/3 complex-mediated actin nucleation
Cellular component (GO): SCAR complex; lamellipodium; cytoskeleton
Molecular function (GO): actin binding; Arp2/3 complex binding; protein kinase A regulatory subunit binding
Source: RefSeq, a predicted model, not a curated record